UCUGAAUAAGGGAAUCACUUUGUUUUUAUAUAAAUCCGCGGGAUGGAGCAGUGCGAGCCAGUUGUGAAGAAAAACAAACCGAAUCAACCUAAGCCCCGACCAAAACCAGUAUAUGAGGUCAACGGGAAUAGCCUUGAGAAUGGCAGUAUAAAGAAACCAACACCUGUGGUUCCUCCCAGACCUUCGGAUGCAGAGUUGAACAAUGUGGCCAUAUACAGUCACAUCAGGAAGCCAGCAACAAAUGACAACCAGGUCAAUGAGAUGCUCAUUCAGAGAGGACAUAAAGGCAGGUCACCCAAGACAGCUGCAGUUCCUCCUAAACCCACUGAAAAGGAACUGAAUAAUACGUUCCCCAAAAGCAACUGGAAGAGGAUGCAGACUGAGGACACAAAGGCAGACUGCAGAGAAAAUGACAAAUCUGAGGACUCAAAAGACAGAGUUGGGACCGAAUACAAGCAGAACAAAGUAGGGGCUCUUAUUGGAAUGUUUCAGAAGGCACCAACAGAUCAAGUUUCUACAUUUUCAAGUGUCAACAUGUCAGAGCCCGAUACAGAGAGGCCUUGGGAAACCCCUGCAAACGAGACACCUGAGACCAAACAGGAGCAGUCUUUACACAGUGAGCUUGAUGUCUGCUCUGAGAACAACAACACUAAGGGGAAAGGAGGAUUAUUCCAUGGAAUGUUCCGGAAGACUCCCAAACCUACUGAGGGCACAAAGGACAAGCAUUCAUUACACAGUGAGCUCUCGGACAGCAAUGACAGUCUCUCUGACAACCGCAACACUAAGGAGGAAGGAGGGCUGUUUUCUGGCCUCGUCAAAAAGAUCCCCAAAGCAGCUGGAGAUGGACCGCUUGCCAAGGAGAAGCUGUUAUCACCCAGUGAUCUCUCAGCCAGCAGCGACAGUCUGUCUGAGAACAACACUAAGGAGAAAGGAGGGAUAUUUAGUGGAAUGUUUCGGAAGUCUCCAAAACCUUUUGAGGACACUGAGCCAGAAGAGGACGACCAGACGGCACAGAGUGAACUUUCGGCAAGCAGUGACAGCCUGUCUGACAACACCACCACCAAGGGGAAGGGAGGAAUGUUUGCUGGAAUGUUCAGGAAGUCUCCCAAGAACUCUGAGAGCCUGCAGCCAGAGGAGAACACACAGUCAUUACCCAGUGACCUCUCAGACAGCAAUGACAUUCAGAUUGAGACAGGUAACACUAAGGAGAAAGGAGGGCUGUUUUCUGGCCUCCUUAAAAAGAUCCCCAAAGCAGGUGGAGACAGACCACCUUCCCAGGACAAGGAACCAGGAAGUAAGCUGUCUGCCAGCAACGACAGUCUGACUGAGACAACCAACACUAAGGAGAAAGGAGGGCUGUUCAGUGGACUCCUCAAGAAACCCAAAGUGCCAGAGAAUGACACCCCUGCCCAGGACCAGGAACCAGGAAGUGAGCUGUCUGCCAGCAAUGACAGUCUGGCUGAGAAAAGUGACAGGAAGGAGAAGCGCGGCCUGUUCAGUGACAUGUUUAAGAAGUCUACACCGCAUGCUGAAUGUCCUCAACCAUCUGAAGAGGAGAAGCAGUCCUCACCACUCAGCGAUCUCUCAGCCAGCAGUGACAGUCUGUCAGAGAACAACAACACUAAGGAUAAAAAAGGGCUGUUCAGUGGACUCCUUAGGAAACCCAAAGUGCCAGAGGAGGACACACCUGCCCAGGACAAUAUGUCUGCUUACAGGAAACUCUCGGCCAGCAGUGACAGUCUGUCUGACAACAACAAUACUAAGGAGAAAAACAUCUUCGGUGGAAUGUUCACAAAGGCUCAGAAGACAUCAGAAGGCUCCAAGUCAGAAGAGGCCUCAAAUCUGGGGCUAGACAACAAUCUAUCAGCCAGUUAUGACAACCUCUCAGAGAACACAGACACUAAGAAAACUGGGGGUCUGAGCGGAAUGUUCAAGAAAUCACCCAAGCCAGCUCAACGUUCCACUACUGCUAAGGACCCUCUCACAGAGAACAUGGAGCUCUCAGCUAGCUGUGACAGCCUGGCAGAGAACAUCUCUGCUGAGGACAGUCUUUCUGGGUGUGGGGAACUUUCAGCUAGUAACGAUAGUCUUUCUAAUGCCACCGCCACCAAGGAGAAAAAACUGCUGGGGGGAAUUUUCAGCAGGAAACCUAAACCAGUUGAGCAACAGGACAGUAUGGACACAGAGCCACUAGGGGGAGGUGGUCAGCUCAGACGAAAGAGGACCAUCAAAAAGAAAAGAUGGGUGGUGUCAUUCAGAGUGAAGAGGACUUUACCCAGAGUUCCAAAGUUUACCCUGGCUGCUCAGCGUGAUGAUUGUGUUCCUAUCAUUGAGGAGUCAGUGGAGAUGAAAGACCUGUCCGCACUGCAGGUGAGCACAGUAGAGUUCCAACCUGCCGAGAUGUCAGCCUACCCUACUGAGGGCAACCCUCUGGAGUCUGAGGAGGAGAAUGAUGGCCUUAUGGACUGGUGGAGAACAGUGGAGGGUUGGGAGACAUGGAAUGAAACUUCCGACUUCAAAGAAGAAGAUGAGGAAAUGGCUGUGGAGCAGGUCGCCGACCGUGUCUUCAUGGGGGCUCGUCUCUUUGUGCAUCUCUUCAACCAGCGUGGUGCCUCCCUGCAGCAGCAGAUUUUGGGGCUGCUCGCACAGGCGGACGCUGCGGACCAAUUCCACAAGAAGACGGUGCAGGCCGCCGUGGGAGGGGGUGUGGCCAGUGUGGUGGGCAGCAUUGCCACCAUCACGGGCCUCAUCCUCGCCCCUAUCACCUUCGGAGCCUCCAUUAUUGUCACCGCGGUUGGCAUCAGCGUGGCGACCGCGGGAAGUAUCGCCUCGGCCACGGCUAAUAUCACAGACACAGUGCAUUCCAACAUGGACCGCAAGAAGGUGGAGAAGAUGAUCCAGAGUUACCAGGAUGACAUCAAGGACAUUAGGGAGUGCCUGGAGUUUGUGCAGGAGGGAAUGGACACCCUCCAGGAGUGGGACUUUGAGAAGUACACUGAGAGUGUGGCCAAGAAGGCUCUGAAUCAGAACGUCAAGCAUGUGAUGAAAGAGGGCGGACGUGCUGGCAAGCAGCUCUUGAUCAACACAGACAAGCUGAUCAGCACCGUGCAGGUCCUGGGCGCAGCCGGGGGGGCUGCCCAGGCGGCUAAAGCCAUCAGCGCCACCACAGGCGUCAUGUCUGCCCUCUUCCUGGUGCUUGACGUCUUCUUCCUGGCCAAGGACUCCCACGAGUUGCGCAAGGGAGCCAAGACAAAGUUCGCCUCCAAGAUCAGGGAGGUGUGUAAGGACCUGCAGGACCGGUUGCUGGAGCUGAACAAGGUGAAGACCCAGCUGCAGAAGACCAUAGACGGUAUUGAGCUGGAGGAAAUCGAGGAGGAGGAGGAGGUAGAGGUGGAGGUGGAGGAUGACCUGGAGAGUGACCCGGUGAAACUGGCUGAACUGGAUCAGGAAUUGGACCUAAUGGAGGAGAAACUGGACAAGAAAGUUCAAGAGGAAAAUAAUGAAAAGAGCAAAAAAGAGGAACAAGAAGAGAAGAACCAAAAGGAAGAAGAAGAGAAGAACAAAAAGAAGGAAGAAGAGAAGAACAAAAAGAAGGAAGAAGAGAAGAACCAAAAGGAGGAAGAAAAGAGAAGUGAGGGAAAGGUGAAGGAAAGCAAGAAAGAAAGAGACAAGGAGAAGGUAGUUGAUCAAAAUGAAACCAUAGAGUCAGAGAAGUCACAUGAGAUUGAGAAAGAGGAGGAUAAGAAAGGGUCCCGGAUACAGAAUAAAGUAAGUGCGAAAGAUGACAAAAGUUCAUCCGCUGAGGCUAGAAAGGAAGGUUCUGAGAGAAGUGGGAAUAAUGAUCAACAUGUAGGGUACAACACAAAGAUGGAAAGCAAGAAAGAACAUGAUAAACACAGUCUCGGGAAGGCUGUCGUGGUCGAAGAAAAAAGGAAUGAGAAGGAAAAAGAAAUUGACAGAAAGCCAGUAGAUGCAAGAAUAGGGAUUUUGGAUCAGAAAGGAGAUGCUGAAAAGGGAUGUAAUGUGACAGUCUCAGACAAACGAGGAGUUAAGAAGAGUAAAAAGAAAGAGGUGGUGAGAGGUGAGGCACGCAGACAUGGGAGUAGAAGUGAAAACCCUGACAUUGGAACAUCUGAUGGAAAAAUUGACAGAAGAGACAUCACGAAAUUGAGCCAAAAGGACACAUCUGUGACUGAGAGAGAAAUUCUGCCAAAACGUCAAUUGGAAGAAAGAGGGGUUAGGGACAGGAGAGGCGAGAUGAAUAGAACGACCAAUGAGGAGUACAGGAAGCAAUCAAAAAGAGAACCAGAGAGAGGGAUUCAAACUGAAGAGUUUGUAGUGAGCAGAAAGGGUGUGACUGAGACCAGUACAGUCAGAGGGACACGGAAAGAGGAGGACACACAGAGAGAAAGUGUGAAAGGACGGCUGGGGAGCCAGGGGGAGAAAAGAGAGGGAGAUCACGGGAGAAAGAUUGAGAGUGUGAGGGGAUUUCAGAGUGGUGGACAGAGCGGGGUGAGAAAUGAAGAUGGAGACAAGUGGAUGAAGGAGAGGGACAGGAGAGCCAGUGAAAGAGAACGGGAUCUUGCUCGCAAAGGCUCUCGCCCUCGCUCCAAACCUAUCCUCAAUGACGGACUGGAUAUUUAAAUCGGACAUUAUCACCUACGCCAUGUUGACAUUUCAUUGGAAGUGCAAUUUUAGCCUACAAUUUUCAUGUAUUCAUAGAAGGGAUCUGUGCCAUUUAACUCAGAUUUUUUGUAAUAUUUAGUUUUGAUGGGUGUUUUCUGAUAUUGCAUAGUUAGAAGUCUAGAUAUGUCUAUAAACAGGUCUUUUAUCUGGUGUCUACUUGAUGGUGAAAAUGCAUUCCAUGUAAUGCACAAUGUUUUUAGCAAUGGCGUCCCAAGGCCAGGCAUUGGCCUACUGGCUUUGGGAAGACUUGACAAUUAAUAUAUAAUGUACCCUAUCUUUGUACACAAGUAGCCUAAUAAGAUGUAUUUGUAUCAAUAAAAUCACAUGGCUCUGCUCAAUGUCGGACCGGACCAUGUGUUAGACGAA
This is a messenger RNA of Osmerus eperlanus (European smelt), 5052 nucleotides long. RefSeq names its product apolipoprotein L domain containing 1a (gene apold1a). Bases 43 to 4644 code for a protein of 1533 amino acids. Gene Ontology annotation, cellular component: extracellular region; membrane. The transcript has 41 exons. Gene Ontology annotation, molecular function: lipid binding. The record is from RefSeq and is a predicted model, not a curated record. Gene Ontology annotation, biological process: lipoprotein metabolic process; lipid transport. NCBI's taxonomy places the organism in Eukaryota, Metazoa, Chordata, Actinopteri, Osmeriformes, Osmeridae.